AUGCGCGGCAAGUUUGUUGUGUUGUGUUUGGGCGUGAGGCUGAGGUUGAUCCUGAUACAGGUGAGGGUGGCAUACUUCCGGCCCUUCGCUGCUGGCAGAGGCGGAGCGUGUCGUGGAACCUUAUCUCUAUACUGUAUGGGCGAUUUCUCGAUAGUGGAUGGGCAGAGUGGUAGCGCGCUUGUGGCUUGA
Messenger RNA from Parastagonospora nodorum SN15, 189 nucleotides. RefSeq lists its product as hypothetical. Bases 1 to 189 code for a protein of 62 amino acids. Lineage: Eukaryota; Fungi; Ascomycota; Dothideomycetes; Pleosporales; Phaeosphaeriaceae. The record is from RefSeq and is a predicted model, not a curated record. The transcript is spliced from 3 exons.